Messenger RNA from Coregonus sp. 'balchen', 8862 nucleotides. The record is from the annotation of a GenBank genome assembly. Lineage: Eukaryota; Metazoa; Chordata; Actinopteri; Salmoniformes; Salmonidae.
AUGAAUCUUCACCAAGUCCUUACUGGGUCUGUCAACCCAGGGGAUAAUUGUUUUUCUGUAGGGAGCAUAAACAAUCAACCAUUCACGGUAAGAUAUUUCAAGGAACAGUCGUCAUUCUUCCUACAGUUUAAGCAUGGCAUAAGUAAUGAAGAACACUUAUUGCUUUGGUUAAGAGUGCUCUGUGCUAGUCCAGCAGUAUCACUGACGUUGGGCACUGCUCGGAGAAGAGAAUCUGAUACUAUACCAAAAGUAUUUCACUGAGAGGAUCAAUAUCGGACUAUUUUUGUUUCUUUGUCCUCUACUGUGUGCCAACGGGUACAUUGUACUGCUUAUGUGUGAUGGUCUGCGUUUUGUCAGUAUGUGUAUUCAUUGAAUUAGUAUGUAUUAGUAUAUAAGUGUAGGUAACAACACAUCUGCCACGCUGAUCCUCAACACAGGGGCCCCUCAGGGGUGCGUGCUCAGUCCCCUCCUGUACUCCCUGUUCACCCAUGACUGCAUGGCCAGGCAUGACUCCAACACCAUCAUUAAGUUUGCCAACGACACAACAGUGUCGACAACGAUGAGACAGCCUAUAGGGAGGAGGUCAGAGACCUGGCUGUGUGGUGCCAGGAUAACAACCUCUCCCUCAACGUGACCAAGACAAAGGAGAUGAUUGUGGACUACAGGAAAAAAAAGAGGACUGAGCACGCCCCCAUUCUCAUCGACAGGGCUGUAGUGGAACAGGUUGAGAGCUUCAAGUUCCUUGGUGUCCACAUCACCAACAAACUAUCAUGGUCCAAACACACCAACACAGUCGUGAAGAGGGCACGACAAAGCCUAUUCCCCCUCAGGUACUGAAAAGAUUUGGCAUGGGUCCUCAGAUCCUCGAAAAGUUAUACAGCUGCACCAUCGAGCGCAUCCUGACUGGUUGCAUCACCGCCUGGUAUGGCAACUGCUCGGCCUCCGACCGCAAGGCACUACAGAGGGUAGUGCGUACGGCCCAGUACAUCACUGGGGCCAAGCUUCCUGCCAUCCAGGACCUCUAUAACAGGCGGUGUAAGAGGAAGGCCCUCAAAAUUGUCAAAGACUCCAGCCACCCUAGUCAUAGACUGUUCUCUCUGCUACCACAUGGCAAGCGGUACCGGAGCGCCAAGUCUAGGUCCAAGAUGCUUCUCAACAGCUUCUACCCCCAAGCCAUAAGACUCCUGAACAGCUAAUCAUGGCUAGCCGGACUAUUUGCACCCCCACCCCAUCUUUUUAUUUAACCAGGUAAGCCAGUUGAGAACAAGUUCUCAUUUACAACUGCGACCUGGCCAAGAUAAAGCAAAGCAGUGUGAUAAAAACAACAACACAUAGUUACAUAUGGGGUAAACAAAACAUAAAGUAAAAAAUACAACAGAAAAUAUAUAUACAGUGUGUGCGAAUGUAGUAAAGCUAUGGAGGUAAGGCAAUAAAUAGGCCAUAGUGCAAAAUAGUUACAAUUUCAUAUUAACACAGGAAUGAUAGAUGUGCAAAAGUUGAUGUGCAAAUAGAGAUACUGGGGUGCAAAUUAGCAAAAUAAAUAACAAUAUGGGGAUGAGGUAGUUGGGUGGGCUAAUUUCAGAAUGGCUGUGUACAGGUGCAGUGAUCUCAACUAGCCGGUGCCCCCGCACAUUGACUCUGCACCGGUACCGCCCUGUAUAUAGCCUCCCAACUGUUAUUUUAUUUUACUUCUGCUCUUUUUUUCUCAACACUUUUUUGUUGUUGUUGUUUUAUUUAACUUUUUUAUCAAGAAAUAAAUGCAUUGUUGGUUAAGGGCUGUAAGUAAGCAUUUCACGGUAAUGUCUGUUGUAUUCGGCACAUGUGGCAAAUAAAAUUUGAUUUGAUUUAUUCUAUAGGUAUCAUACUGUAUGUUCGUCGGUGUCAAACAAUGCAAAGUCAUACUACAAGUUAAACUCACAUUGAAUUAUCCUGAGUGACAUUCCUCCCCCACCUCACCCUCUCAUGUGAUAGGCAUAUGCCUCUGGCUGUGACAUUGUGAUUUUGGGCAGUGACUUUGAGAGGCUACAAAUCAUCCCAGGGGCAAAGCAUGGGAACAUCCAGGUGGGCUGUGUGGACUGCUCGCUACAGGGAGGCUAGGUAAGAGACAUGGUUGCCUGUUGUUGCUCCCAUAUAUUUUGUUCGGUCAAGCACAGCUUUAACUGCAACUUACUGUGAAACUAACCUACACCACAAGCAUAGCGCAAGCAUUCCAUAAGCGUUGUUUAAGGCAUGCUACACCAGAAGCAGCAAACGGGCAGCAUCAACAGCGCGAGAGCGCUUUACUCAUGUGGUGCCAGGUGUAACACUUUAAUAAUGUUUACAUAUCUUGCACUACUCAUCUCAUAUGUAUAUACUGCAUUGUAUUCUAUAAUAUUCUUCUGUAUCUUAGUCCGCUCUGUCAUUGCUUGUCCAUAUAUGUAUAUAUUCUUAAAUCCCAUUCCUUACUAGUUUUGUGUGUAUUGGGUAUAUGUUGUGAAAUUGAUAGAUAUUACUGCACUGUCGGAGCUAGAAGCACAAGCAUUUCGCUACACCCGCUAUAACAUCUGCUAAACACGAAUAUGUGACAAAUAAAAAUGUGAUUUGAUUUGAACAUGUCUCAUUGAUCAGUGGCCCUGUUUCACGGGCACGUGCUACGCUUACAUUAUGUGUCUGGUGUAGUUUAUCAGCAACUUAUGCUAAUGCUGUUUGGUAAAGCACCAGUAGAGUUUGCAUGCUACUAUGACCCUACUUGUGGAUCCAUCCAUGUCAUAUUGUUUACAUGGCGUUGCUUUCUAUCAAUAUUGACCCAUCUAGGCAACAGAUGUCAAAGUCAUUCUACGGAGGACUGAGUGUCUGUGGGUUUUUGCUCCUUCCUUGUACUUGAUUGAUGAAUUAAGGUCACUAAUUAGGAAGGCACUCCUCACAUCUGGUUGUCUAGGGCUUCAUUGAAAGGAAAAAACAAAAACCUGCAGACACUAGGCCCUCCAUGGAAUGAGUUUGACACCCCUGAUAGGCCUAUUUACUUUAGGCUAUAUUGUAACUAAGCUUAUAGCAAUAUUGACCAGAUAUUUGCUAGGCUAUAUUGUAGCUAAGCAGCAAAAUAUGUGCAUUAUGAAGCAAUUACAAACGCUGAAUGGUCCUCCAAAUUCCGGUACAUUUUAACGAGAUGGAACAAAGUAUAGCACAGUAACUCACAAAAAGCAGGCUUUUGUUUUUACUGUAAUGCCAUAUUGCCUGAAACUAGGGUUGGGCGGUAUCCAGAUUUUCCAUACCUUUCCUGUAGCAUACCGGGGUAGACGGUAUUACUGUUGGUGCACAUAAGGGCCGCUAUUUUAUUUGGUCCAGUGUAGAUUUCAAAUUAUGCUAAGUAAACAUAAAACAUUUAGCAUGUGGUAAAAUGCUUAAAGUAAAAUGACAUACCAUUUCUAAGGUCCCAAUACAUUUUUCGGAUCUUGGAUAUUUGUUCCUUGAGUAGGAUUUCAUUCUGUUCGGUUCCCUGAACAUGUGGCUAAUGACAAUCUGUGAGGAUGCCUUAACAACAAUUGGGCUAUCUUAUGUACUCAUUUCUUUGAUACAUAUUUCAGUACUAAUGUAUUUGAUUAUCUUCACUCUCCACAUUGGUCUGCAACUCACAUUUCUCUCAAAAGUCCCAAGUAUGUGCAUGGUACUUGUUAUAAUCAGAGUGAAACGGUGUUCACGUUGAUUAAAAUGUCCCCUCUCUUCGUUGUUGCUGACAGAUUGCAGCUUCCUAUGGAAGCAUAGUCUGUGUCUUUGAACCGGUUCAGCUCAUGAACCAGAAGGACCGGGCAUCAGCAGUAAGUGCUAAUUGUAUUGAUUCUAAAGAAGUAAUUGAUUCUUAAUGACUGCACUGCAUUAUUAGUUCGUAAUACUAUAUAUGCAAGGAAAUUAUACAUCUAUUGUUCCUAAUGAGUUGAAAUUGACAUUUGGAUUUGAUUGUUUGAAUGCUUGUGCACCUAUAGAAACGGAGCUACCAGUGGCAGAAGAGUGGACAGUUUGUUUUGCAGUCCAUAGCGCGCAACCUGGCCUGGGACCCCACAGGUAAAACAAUUUUUGCUAUGUUUAUUUUGUAUCUUUUCGAAUUAGAACGACCUGUGUUUUUCAAAUAUGUUUUUAUUUCAUUGUCUGUUUGUUUUUGUUGAUGCACACAGACAGUCAUCUCCUAACUGUGUCCACCAGCCUCCAGCUGUGGUCUAAUAUCAGCAAUGAUUUGGAUGAGGAAGGAGAACUUGCAGAAAUGACCAUUGGUGAUCCUCAGUGUCCCUGGAGGUGUAUCUGGCACUGCAAGUAGGAACUGCACUAUGAAAUAGUCCUAAUGUUGCCUGCUAUAAUUUUUUUAUUCCCAAAAACAUUUUCAAGGAUGACUGAUAUACAGUGGGGAAAAAAAGUAUUUAGUCAGCCACCAAUUGUGCAAGUUCUCCCACUUAAAAAGAUGAGAGAGGCCUGUAAUUUUCAUCAUAGGUACACGUCAACUAUGACAGACAAAAUGAGGGAAAUAAAUCCUGAAAAUCACAUUGUAGGAUUUUUUAUGAAUUUAUUUGCAAAUUAUGGUGGAAAAUAAGUAUUUGGUCAAUAACAAAAGUUUCUCAAUACUUUGUUAUAUACCCUUGGUUGGCAAUGACACAGGUCAAACGUUUUCUGUAAGUCUUCACAAGGUUUUCACACACUGUUGCUGGUAUUUUGGCCCAUUCCUCCAUGCAGAUCUCCUCUAGAGCAGUGAUGUUUUGGGGCUGUCGCUGGGCAACACAUACUUUCAACUCCAUCCAAAGAUUUUCUAUGGGGUUGAGAUCUGGAGACUGGCUAGGCCACUCCAGGACCUUGAAAUGCUUCUUACGAAGCCACUCCUUCGUUGCCCGGGCGGUGUGUUUGGGAUCAUUGUCAUGCUGAAAGACCCAGCCACGUUUCAUCUUCAAUGCCCUUGCUGAUGGAAGGAGGUUUUCACUCAAAAUCUCACGAUACAUGGCCCCAUUCAUUCUUUCCUUUACACGGAUCAGUCAUCCUGGUCCCUUUGCAGAAAAACAGCCCCAAAGCAUGAUGUUUCCACCCCCAUGCUUCACAGUAGGUAUGGUAUUCUUUGGAUGCAACUCAGCAUUCUUUGUCCUCCAAACACAAUGAGUUGAAUUUUUAUCAAAGAAAAUAUUUUUUGGUUUCAUCUGACCAUAUGACAUUCUCCCAAUCCUCUUCUGGAUCAUCCAAAUGCACUCUAGCAAACUUCAGACGGGCCUGGACAUGUACUGGCUUAAGCAGGGGGACACGUCUGGCACUUCAGGAUUUGAGUCCCUGGUGGCGUAGUGUGUUACUGAUGGUAGGCUUUGUUACUUUGGUCCCAGCUCUCUGCAGGUCAUUCACUAGGUCCUCCCGUGUGGUUCUGGGAUUUUUGCUCACCGUUCUUGUGAUCAUUUUGACCCCACGGGGUGAGAUCUUGCGUGGAGCCCCAGAUCGAGGGAGAUUAUCAGUGGUCUUGUAUGUCUUCCAUUUCCUAAUAAUUGCUCCCACAGUUGAUUUCUUCAAACCAAGCUGCUUACCUAUUGCAGAUUCAGUCUUCCCAGCCUGGUGCAGGUCUACAAUUUAGUUUCUGGUGUCCUUUGACAGCUCUUUGGUCUUGGCCAUAGUGGAGUUUGGAGUGUGACUGUUUGAGGUUGUGGACAGGUGUCUUUUAUACUGAUAACAAGUUCAAACAGGUGCCAUUAAUACAGGUAACGACUGGAGGACAGAGGAGCCUCUUAAAGAAGAAGUUACAGGUCUGUGAGAGCCAGAAAUCUUGCUUGUUUGUAGGUGACCAAAUACUUAUUUUCCACCAUAAUUUGCAAAUAAAUUCAUAAAAAAUCCUACAAUGUGAUUUUCAGGAUUUUUUUUCUCAAUUUGUCUGUCAUAGUUGAUGUGUACCUAUGAUGAAAAUUACAGGCCUCUCUCAUCUUUUUAAGUGGGAGAACUUGCACAAUUGGUGGCUGACUAAAUACUUUUUUUCACCAUUGUAUUGUUUUUUCCCCCUCAUCUUCUUUCAUAGAACCGCCUCCCCAAUUCAGUUCAUGGAGUUCUCUCCAGGUGGAGAAUUCUUUGCUACUACCAGACAGGUGGGUGGCGUUUGGUGUCAUAAAGAUGUUCAUUUUAAAGUAAAUUACAAAGAAACACACGACACACUAAGAAGUGCACACUCAAAUAGCCAUGAGCCUUUGUAGUAAAUGUGUACUAAAUCCCAGUGAUGCUGUGGUUUUCAGGACGCCUGUCUGGUCAAAGUGUGGUACAGCACCAGUAAAUGGCAGGCUGGCGUGACCAAGCUGUUUACCCUACCGGAGCACAGCUCUGGACUUCUCGUUUGUCUACCUGGCUCACCCACGCUCUGUAACAGGCUUUUUUAUAUAUAUAUAUUUUUAGUCAUUUAGCAGACACUCUUAACCCUAAUUGCUCCUGUAAGUCGCUCUGGAUAAGUGCCUUGCUCAAGGGCACAUUGACAGAUUUUUCACCUAGUCGGCUCGGGGAUUAGAACCAGCGACCUUUCAGUUACUGGCACAACUCUCUUAACCACUAAGCUACCUGCCGCCCCUGGAGGAAGACCAGCAAGUACAUGCCACGGUAAGGCCCAUCGUUAAAGGUUUUAGAAGCACUGAUAUUGUCCUUACCUGAUCUGACAAAGCUCUAUCCUCUGUGUUUCUCUUCCCUCCAGGGGUUCUGUGUGUAAUGUGCUACUGACCUGUGGUAAGGACAGUGUGUGUCGCCUGUGGGCCGAGACCCUGCUUCCCAGUGACACCCUGCUGUCCAUACACACGCUCAGUCAAGUUAAGAACGGCCAGAACAGCGACUCGUUCAAAUUGACAGGCGGCAGCAAGAAGACUCCCUCUCGUAUCAAAACGCAGGGCAGAAACCCCUUGGAGGUAGGAACAGUGUCUCCAGCGCCGCUUCAUAGUGCAUCAGGCUGGUGAGAAGAUGAGAGAGCAGCAGACUUAGAGCUAAAGGGCAGAAUUAAUUGGAAGAUUGUUUUCCAGGCUUUGCAGCCCUUGAGAACUUCAUUAAGACAAUUGGCCUUUUUUCUGUAUAGUACACCCUUGAAUUACUGUACCACUGCUCUUUUUGCUUAAUGUAUUUUGGCCUUUGUUGAAGUGCUCUAGUAACUAGUUGUAAAGAUCAGAUGCACUUUCCUCAUUACUUCUAGUGUACAAAACUUGAAGAUUGUCAUUCCAUGGUUAUGCGUCUCGCCAGAAACGAUUAAGCAAGAGACAAAUUACAUUGUGGGAAAAAUAGAUAUGCAAAUUUAAAUGUGAUGAAAGUCUGCUGACAUUUGCAGAAUUAUUCAUUAAAAACACUGACUGCGAUAUUAGAGCUACUAUUUUAGUUCCAGUCUGGCUUUCCAAAGCCAGAGAGAGGGAGCCCUACUUAGGAGCAAUUUUGUCUCUUUCCUCAGUCGAACCUGCAGGAGUCGUGGAGAGCCCCGUUGAGAGGUGUGGCCCAGCCCUCCCUGACCGGCCGUCUCCCGUACCAGCAGAGCACACACUACAACCACAAGACCAACAGCGUGCCCCAUGCCAACACUCUCUGCCACUUCCAUAUCGCUGCCAGCAUCAACCCUGCCACAGGUACUCGAGACACAAACCAACAGCCGCUGUCACCAUUAAUAAAGGAGUUCAGUAGCAUUGUUCAAGGAUGUUUGCAUUGCGUAACAGUUCAUUCUAGGAUAAAACUUCUCUUUAACAGCCUCUCACAAACUCUACUGUACUUCAUGAUUGCAUAAGAAUAAGAUUAGAUUUGGUCUUAUAAGCACAUCUGACGGAUCAGUCAUCAUUGCACAUAUUUAGGCCCUCAAAUGACUAAAAUGUAAGUGUUUCCUGGCAAUGUAACCUGAACAGGAAUAACACUGGGCCCUACACACACACAUUACUGUACAGAGUUAGUGAUGAUAUGGGUGUGUUGUCUGGUGCAGAUAUCCCUCUGCUGCCCUCGAUCACGUCGCUGUGUGGGGGGGAUGACGAGGAGCCUGGCGGGCCCUUCACCGUGCACUGGCUCAACAACAAGGAGCUGCACCUUACCCUGGCCAUGGAGGUGUUCCUGGAGUAGCACAACUCAAACUCCCAGGAGGGUAGGUAGAGAGCAGCGGUGUAUUCAUUAGUGCACACCGUAGCAAAAAGUUUUGCAAUGGAAACGUUUUAUAAUAGAAUUUAGCAUUUUAUUAUUGGAAAAGUUCAGGUUAGUCCCUCCCUGUUUUUGGCUGUUUGCUUCCGCUUGGUUCCUAGGGAAUACACCCAGCGCUCUAAAUUACUGCAUUUUCACACAUUACCAGAUUGCGCAACACGUCGUUCAAAAAGGCAUUAGGCAAUAUGAUAAACUUUUAAUCUUGAAAUUAAAGUGCAAUUUUCCAAAUGCCUCUUUUGAUAAAUUGUUUGACAAUGACAGAAAGUUAUCCAUAACUCUAUUCUUACUAAACUGUUUUAGAAUUCCAGAGCAGUUUGAUAAUUACCGAAACGAAAGCAAAAGACUGAUGAAUAAUCUAUCAUUUGAGAGCUUAUCACGUAUUUACCCUUUAGUGGUGUGGAUAUGAGGACUAGGGUGUGAGCUUUCUCCUGUGUGUAUGUCUGUCUCCCACAGCCUGACUAUGAGUAGGAGGCUGCUAGGCGAGCGGCAGAAUGAGGACCUGACGUGGCGUCCAUCCAGCUGCCCGCUGCAGCGGUGGAGCACCAGUUGGAGGUGCUACUGGAGGACUUGAACAGAGGGGCAGACACGCUGUUCAGUAUACACCCCAUGGACGGCUCUCUGCUGGUGUGGCACGUUGACUGGCUGGAUGAGUAUCACCCCGGCAUGUUCCGCCAGGUCCAGGUACGUUACCUUCAUCAGGGAAGCAACCUGAUUGACAUUUCUGUUUUACAUUUACAAUAG